This is a messenger RNA of Cryptomeria japonica (Japanese cedar), 510 nucleotides long. RefSeq lists its product as uncharacterized. Lineage: Eukaryota; Viridiplantae; Streptophyta; Pinopsida; Cupressales; Cupressaceae. The coding region runs from base 1 to 510 and encodes 169 amino acids. The transcript has a single exon. The record is from RefSeq and is a predicted model, not a curated record.
AUGGGCAACUGCACAUCCAUGUCUUCUUCCCAAACCCAAUUCAUGCAAACGGCCAAAGUCAUAUUUUUUAAUGGUGUUAUGAAGGAAUUCAACAAACCCAUUAAAGCAGGUGAAAUCAUUGAACAGUAUUCUGGGUAUUUUCUCUGCCAUUGGGAUUCCCUGCACAUUGAUAAAUUUAUGAUGUCUGUAAAUUCUAAGGAGGAAUUGGAGUUAGGAGAGCUUUAUUUUUUGCUUCCUUUAUGUAAAUUGCAAUAUGUUCUUUCAGCUUCAGACAUGGCUGCAAUGGUGUUUAAGGCUAAUUCCGCCAGUAAACAGAUAAUUAGCAGCAAAGAGAGAGAUAAUAUGUACUGUAAAAUCUCGCCUGAACCGUUGCCAUUAGAGAAGGUUGACUGUGAUGAAGAAAUGUGGGAGAUAAUGUCAUGUAAAUCAGGAGGAUCAGAGGAAAUGUGUUUUUCUAGAAGUGUGUCUAGGGUUAGACUUGAAACCAUCCUUGAAGGAAACAUUUCAUGA